This is a messenger RNA of Myiozetetes cayanensis, 1522 nucleotides long. It is a transcript of the gene PPP5C, whose product is annotated as protein phosphatase 5 catalytic subunit. Gene Ontology annotation, molecular function: protein serine/threonine phosphatase activity; protein binding. The record is from RefSeq and is a predicted model, not a curated record. Gene Ontology annotation, cellular component: nucleus; cytosol. NCBI's taxonomy places the organism in Eukaryota, Metazoa, Chordata, Aves, Passeriformes, Tyrannidae.
GCUUUGCGGCCCGACCAUGGCGGAGGAAGAGCGGGCGGGGAGCGGCGGCGGCGCCGGCCCCGGGCGGCCCCCGAGCCCCGCCGAGCUGGAGCGCGCAGAGGCGCUCAAGGCCCGCGCGAACGAGUUCUUCAAAGGGAAGGACUACGAGAACGCGGUGAAGUUCUACAGCAGCGCCAUCGAGCUGAACCCCGGCAACGCCAUCUACUACGGCAACCGCAGCCUGGCCUACCUGCGCACCGAGUGCUACGGCUACGCCCUGGCCGACGCCACGCGCGCCGUGCAGCUCGACGCCAAGUACGUCAAGGGCUACUACCGGCGCGCCGCCAGCAACAUGGCCCUGGGCAAGUUCAAGGCCGCCCUGCGCGACUACGAGACGGUGGUGAAGGUGAGGCCCAACGACAAGGACGCCAAGCUCAAGUACCAGGAGUGCCACCGCAUCGUCAAGCAGAAGGCCUUCGAGAGGGCCAUCGCCAGCGACGAGACCAAGCGCUCCGUGGUCGACUCCCUGGACAUCGAGAGCAUGACCAUCGAGGACGAGUACAGUGGCCCCAAGCUGGAGGACGGGAAGGUCACCUUGGCCUUCAUGAAGGAGCUCAUGCAGUGGUACAAGGACCAGAAGAAACUCCACAGGAAAUGUGCCUACCAGAUCCUGGUGCAGGUGAAGGAGGUGCUGGCCAAGCUCCCCACCUUGGUGGAGACAACGUUGAAGGAGACGGAGAAGGUGACGGUGUGCGGUGACACCCACGGGCAGUUCUACGACCUGCUCAACAUCUUCGAGCUCAACGGGCUGCCCUCCGAGACCAACCCUUACAUUUUCAACGGGGACUUCGUGGACCGCGGCUCCUUCUCGGUCGAGGUCAUCCUGACGCUCUUCGGCUUCAAGCUGCUCUACCCCGACCACUUCCACCUGCUCCGGGGGAACCACGAGACGGACAACAUGAACCAGAUCUACGGCUUCGAGGGGGAGGUGAAGGCCAAGUACACGGCGCAGAUGUUCGCCCUGUUCAGCGAGGUCUUCGAGUGGCUGCCCCUGGCCCAGUGCAUCAACGGCAAAGUGCUGAUCAUGCACGGGGUCUUCAGCGAGGACGGCGUCACCCUCGACGACAUCCGCAAGAUCGAGCGGAACCGGCAGCCCCCGGACUCAGGUCCCAUGUGUGACCUGCUCUGGUCGGACCCCCAGCCCCAGAACGGGCGCUCAGUGAGCAAGCGUGGCGUGAGCUGCCAGUUCGGGCCCGACGUCACCAAGCGCUUCCUGGAGCGGAACCAGCUCGAGCUCAUCAUCCGCAGCCACGAGGUCAAGGCCGAGGGCUACGAGGUGGCCCACGAUGGCCGCUGUGUCACCGUCUUCUCCGCCCCCAACUACUGUGACCAGAUGGGCAACAAGGGCUCGUACAUCCACCUGCGCGGCAGCGACCUGCGCCCCGACUUCCACCAGUUCACUGCAGUGCCUCACCCCAACGUCAAGCCCAUGAUGUACGCGAACACCCUCCUGCAGCUGGGCAUGAUGUGACCUCCGGCCCCC